Molecule: messenger RNA, 828 nt
Organism: Dentiscutata erythropus
Lineage: Eukaryota; Fungi; Glomeromycota; Glomeromycetes; Diversisporales; Gigasporaceae
Source: the annotation of a GenBank genome assembly
AUGAAAUUGCUUAAUGAAUCUUAUGGUGAUUUAUUUGAAUUAUAUAUUGGAAAUAAUCGUGUGAUUAAUAUUUGUAAAGCUGAGUAUAUGGAAAAGUUAUUUAUAUCUUCAUCAAAAAAUAACAAGUUUCCACAUAGAUUUGGUCAUUCUGAAGGACUUAAAGAGUUAGGAGAUAAUGAUGUUGGAUUAAUAGGAAAUGCAAAUCUUGAAUGUUGGAAAUCUAGUAGACAUUUUUUUAAUUCAAUGCUUCUUCCAAAUUUUUCUGAAAGAGUUUAUGACGCGGUGAACAGCUUAUGGAAAGAAAUGGAAAGUAAUUGGUUAUCUAAUUAUAAUGAUUCGAAAAAUGAAUUUGAAAUCGAUAUGACAGAGUGGAUUCGCAGCUUUACUAUCAGUGUAACAUUUGAAUUAAAUUUAGGUAUUAAAACGUCCUUGAUUCAAGAUAAUAAAAAAUUGAUAAGUAUGAUCGAUAUGUACUUGACUUCCCUUGAAUGGUUCCUUAUUCACCCUUAUUGGAUGAGACAUUAUGUACCAUUCUUUCAUGCCCAUACAAAAAGGCUCCUAAAGAAUAGGGAUGAUUUAUUUGACAUUAUUUCGAAAAUUAUCAAAGAUCGAAGAAAAGAAAUUGAAAAUUCGUUGAUUAAUAAAGAUGGAAAAGCCGAACAAAUGAAUGACAUGCUUUCGAUGAUGAUAAUGUCUAAUACAUCUCUCAUUGCUGAUAAUUUAACCGAUGAUUUAAGUCCGGAAUUUAAGCGACCAAUGACCGAACGUGAAAUUAUUGGAAAUGUAUUGGAUACCCUUUUUGGUGGAAUUGCUACGGUAAUACAGUAA